UCGUUCUCUGGUCAUUGUGGCACUCUUAAAUCAUAUUUUUGGCCCUCUUUGCACGCAGUUCUCGCGAGAAUACGUGUUCGCCUUAAAGCAAACCCCAGUGAUGUUUAGGGGGUAAUUUCGCGGGAAUCGUAUGUUUUUGCUCGCUGACAAGAAACCAGACCAGCGUUAUCAGAAAAUAUAGCUUAUAACCUGAUUUAAGACAAGUUAUACCGAAGCUCCACUUUACCUCUGUAAAGGACAGUCAUGUUCUCCGACCUGAGCGCCCAAACGGAGGGCUCCUCUCUGCUCUGCCGCCCUGCCUCCGAGGACCAGGGCCCGGUGUUUGAGAGGAUGUCGCUGUCUUACAGUCUCUGCUCGGAUCAAUUCGGAGUCGGGGAGAGGAGUUUUAGUCGCCAGUAUGCCCACAUUUACGCAACACGACUCAUGCAGAUGAGGCCGUUGCUGUCAGAGAGAGCCCAGCAGAAGUGGGGAUCAAAUGUGCUCAUCAGGAAGCUGUGUGAUCUCCAGACAGGGGAGCAGUGUUGCAUUGUGGGAACCUUGUUUAAACGUAUGGACUUGCAGCCAUCUAUUCUGAGAGAGAUCAGCGACGAGCACAACUUACUGCCCCAGCCUGCAAGAGCCAAAUACAUCAGUGAGACAGACGAGCUCAUUCUGGAGGACGAGCUGCAAAGGAUCAAACUGGAGGGCAAAAUUGACAGAGACAAGUGUGUCACAGGUAGCGUUAUUGCAAUAUAUGGAGCCGAGAGGAACGAUGGGAAGUUCACAGUUGAGGACUUUUGCAUGGCCGAUCUUCCUCUGCAGACACCAAGGCCUGCACUCAGCUCUGACAGGUUUGUGCUCCUGGCCUCUGGACUUGGUCUUGGCAGUAGUAAUGCUGACAGCAUGCUGGGGCUACAGUUGCUAAUUGACAUGGUGACCGGGCAACUCGGCGAUCAGGGGGAGCAGAGCGGGGCAGCGACCAUUUCCAGGGUUCUACUGGCUGGAAACCUGCUUAGCCAGAGCACCCAGGACAAGGAUGCCUCGACAAAGCCCAAGUACCUCACCAAGAAGACUCAGGCUGGUAGUGUGGAGGCCAUUCGUCUGCUGGAUGAGCUGCUGCUUCAGCUCGUGGCCUCACUUCCAGUGGAUGUAAUGCCAGGCCAGUAUGACCCCACCAACUACACCCUCCCACAGCAGCCCCUCCAUCGCUGUAUGUUCCCCCUGUCCUCAGUGUACCCCACACUACAGUUGUCCUCCAAUCCAUACAUAGCUAACAUUGAUGGAGUGAGGUUCUUGGGCACAUCAGGUCAGAAUGUCAGUGACAUUCAGAAGUACAGCAGCAUGGACAGUCACCUGGAAAUACUGGAGGAGACGCUACGACUCAGACACCUGGCACCCACAGCGCCUGAUACACUCGGUUGUUACCCAUUUUACCAAAAAGACCCUUUCAUCUUGGAGGAGUGUCCCCACGUUUACUUCAGCGGCAGCGCUCCGACUUUUGAUUCCAAGCUCAUUAAGGGUCCUGAUGGCCAGGAGGUCCUUUUGGUCUCUAUUCCAGAGUUCAGUAGCACCCAGACAGCCUGCCUGAUCAAUUUACGUACUCUUGAGUGUGAGCCCGUCAGCUUCUCAGCUUUCUCUGCUGACGAGGAUGAGGAAAGUGAGAUGAACAUCAGCCACUGAUGGUCCACAUUUACACACAACUCCAGUCCACAUAUACACAUUCAGACUAAUUUCUAGUGAUCACAGACUCAUCACAUCAACAUUGGGCUGAUAAUCACAUUCCUUGUUACACUGCUAUCCAAUGUCAUGAGGAUCAAAGAAUUAUUGUUAAACAGAAAUCAGUAUUCACGAAGCUGCUAAAAAAAACAAAGACAAGAACGGUGUAUUAACAAGCGUUUAUUUGAAAAAUAACUCUUCUACCCUGACGUGUCUGAGGAAACCUGACAGAAGAUUCUUUCCCUCUGACUCUGCUACCAGCUUUGAACAAAUGCUUUUUAAAACCUUUAGUGACUGUUUAUACUGUAAAAAUAUGUCUGCCAUGGAUGAAGACAGUGUAAAUAAUUAAACUCUGGUGAAGUAAAAAAA
Messenger RNA from Acanthopagrus latus (yellowfin seabream), 2064 nucleotides. It is a transcript of the gene pold2, whose product is annotated as polymerase (DNA directed), delta 2, regulatory subunit. NCBI's taxonomy places the organism in Eukaryota, Metazoa, Chordata, Actinopteri, Spariformes, Sparidae. Gene Ontology annotation, biological process: DNA strand elongation involved in DNA replication; DNA replication. The transcript has 11 exons. Gene Ontology annotation, molecular function: DNA binding. The coding region runs from base 244 to 1659 and encodes 471 amino acids. The record is from RefSeq and is a predicted model, not a curated record. Gene Ontology annotation, cellular component: delta DNA polymerase complex.